AUGCCUUUUGACACAGCUUUGACGCGCAGGCUUGGGAUCCAAGUGCCCGUAGUGCAGGGCGGUAUGCAAUGGGUCGGGUAUGCCGAGCUAGCCUCCGCCGUCAGCAACGCAGGUGGUCUGGGUAUCCUUACAGCUCUCACGCAACCUACCCCCGAAGACCUUCGCAAGGAAAUCCGGAGAUGUCGCACCAUGACCAAGUAUCCUUUCGGCGUAAACUUGACUCUUCUCCCUACCAUGGUUCCCCCAGACUAUGGAGCCUAUGCCCAAGUCAUCAUUGAUGAGGGUGUCAAAAUUGUCGAAACCGCCGGCAACAACCCGGGCCCAAUCAUUGCGCAGUUGAAGAAGGCCGGUACAACUGUCCUGCACAAGUGCACAACCAUCCGACACGCCAAGUCCGCCGUGAAGCUAGGUGUGGACUUCCUGUCCAUUGAUGGAUUUGAAUGUGCCGGUCAUGUUGGCGAGCAUGAUAUAACCAACUUCGUCCUCUUGAGUCGUGCGCGCCAGGAACUAGGCGUUCCGUUCAUCGCCUCCGGUGGAUUCGCCGACGGACAUGGUCUGGCCGCAGCGCUGGCUCUUGGUGCGGAGGGAAUCAACAUGGGCACCCGGUUCAUGAGCACCAUGGAAGCUCCAAUUCAUCAGAAGGUGAAGGAGGCCAUUGUCAAUGCACAGGAGACCGACACCGCCCUAGUUCUCCGCCGGUGGGGUAAUACCUCUCGUCUCUUCUCUAACAAGGCCCUUCAGGAGGCAUUGAAAGUCGAGAAGAAUAGCAAGUCCGGUGACUUCAGCGAAAUUGCUCCGUACGUCAGCGGCAAGCGUGGGCGCCAGGUCUUCCUGAACGGCGACGUUGAUUUUGGUGUGUGGUAUGCUGGUCAAGUCAUUGGAAUGAUCCAUGAUAUUCCGACCUGUGCCGAGCUGCUUAGUCGUAUCGAGGGGGAAGCACUCCAGGCCAUGAAACGGACCCAGUCCCUGUCUACUGACGCCCUUGCUAGCAGGCUUUGA
Penicillium argentinense is the source of this 999-nucleotide messenger RNA. RefSeq names its product NAD(P)H-dependent flavin oxidoreductase. The record is from RefSeq and is a predicted model, not a curated record. The coding region runs from base 1 to 999 and encodes 332 amino acids. NCBI's taxonomy places the organism in Eukaryota, Fungi, Ascomycota, Eurotiomycetes, Eurotiales, Aspergillaceae. The transcript has 4 exons. Gene Ontology annotation, molecular function: nitronate monooxygenase activity.